AAUUGUGGAUCCUCGAACGGCCUCCGGCGCCGGGCGAGAAUAUCCGUCUGCCGAAAGGUUCGGAGGGCUCGCCAUCGAGGAUACUAAAGGACCGGUUUCGUUCAUCGGCAAGAUGCCCUAACCGCUCAGGUCUUUCGGUUUCCUACGACGUUGACACGUAAAAUUUCGUCAUCCUCUUUGUAGAUACAACUCCUAAACGACAUGGCACGCCAAUUUCAGUACCGCGACGGCGUGGCCAUCGCCCAAAUCGUCUUCUUCUUCCUGUUUCUCUGCUUCGGCGUCCUCUUCCGCAUCCAAAAGAAGAUGGGCUGGUUCGGGAUCCUCUUCAUCUCGACGAUACGGAUAGUCGGUGCCGGCUGCAUGCUGGGCACCAUCACCAACGGUUCCAGGGCUGUCUGGGCCACCAUCUUCGUCUGCGAGUCCCUGGGGCUCGUCCUUCUCACUUUUGUCUUGAUCGAUUUCCUGAAGAGAGUGUGAGUUCAUCGCCAGAGCCAAUACUCCUACUCGUAUUUCAGCUAACACAUGGCUUGUCAGAAACUCCUUCGUUCAAGUAUUGACGCAGUGGCACUUCCACAUCCCCGAGCUCAUCUGCUGGGCCGGGCUGGCCAUCUCGAUAGCCGACUACGCCCUCAUA
Molecule: messenger RNA, 634 nt
Organism: Colletotrichum destructivum
Lineage: Eukaryota; Fungi; Ascomycota; Sordariomycetes; Glomerellales; Glomerellaceae
Exons: 1
Coding region: 202-477 (91 amino acids)
Source: RefSeq, a predicted model, not a curated record